AUGGUGCUGAGUUUGAUUGGCCCGCUUGACAACCCCCGGGUGCAGCGGGUGCUGCUGGUUGCCGCCUACGCGGGCACGCGGCUCAAGGUGGUCCCCGUGACGCUCGGCAGCGAAACUGCGGGGGAGAGUUACCGCCGCAACUGCCACCCGCUCGGCCGGGUGCCGGUGCUGAAGACCGACGAGGGUUACCUUUUUGAGGCAAACGCCAUCGUACGCCACCUUGCACGCACGGAGCGUCCAUACGGGGUGGACGGCGGCGAGCGUUACCCCUCGCCACAGCACGUCGUGCCGUACAUUCUCUAUGGAAAAGGGCUGCAGGAGGCGGCCGAGGUGGACGCGUGGCUGGACUUUGUCACGAACGAAAUCGACCCGUACGUCUUCCCACUUUUCGCGGCGGAGCAGGAGGAGAAGAAGCAGGCAGCAAAGGCGCAAGGCGACGCUGCGGCGGCCAAAUCAGCGGCGCGUCAGUCGCUGAUGGACUCCCUGCGGGAGGGGCUAAACGGCCUCGAGCAGCGGCUGGUGUACAAGAAGCAGCUUCGCAAGCUGGCGGUCGUCGGCGGCAGUAGCAACAACCCCCUCAGCUCCCGCACGGGAAUGCAGGAGGAGGUGGACGAAGGACUGUCGGAGGACGACUACCUCCUCGCCGCAACGCCGCGGGAGAGCACCGUGCUGCGCGGGUACCACACCUACAACAUCAAGACUCACGUGGAGGAGCCCAGCGCGAACGCCAACGAGGCGGUCGCGCAGGAGGGACGCAGCGGGACGCCAUUGCUGGCGCACUUAGGGGCACCCUCGCCGCGGCCCUCGGGGCAGACUCCGCGCCUUUCCUGCUACAGCCCACGACGGAGCGUCAAUCCGCCCAGCGAGCUAAUUUUUCUCGUAGGGGACUCACUGACCGCGGCGGACCUCGUCGUCGCACUCGCCGUCAACCAGGCCCUGUCGCUGAAGCAACUUGGGGCGACGCUCAAGCAGCAGUACCCGCAGGUGGUUCGCUACCACCACGGCAUACUGCGACUGCCGCUUGCUACGGAGCUACGGAAGGCGCUAGGCAUAAGUGUUUUGUAG
Molecule: messenger RNA, 1065 nt
Organism: Trypanosoma conorhini
Lineage: Eukaryota; Euglenozoa; Kinetoplastea; Trypanosomatida; Trypanosomatidae
Product: elongation factor 1-gamma (EF-1-gamma)
Exons: 1
Coding region: 1-1065 (354 amino acids)
Biological process (GO): translational elongation
Cellular component (GO): nucleus; cytoplasm
Source: RefSeq, a predicted model, not a curated record